AUACAGAAAGGACAUUUCAUCGUUUUUUCAUGUUGUGAGGAAAAUUCAUUGGAAAAGCGUUAGAUGGAAAAAUUACUCCUCCACUUGCUGUUUUAUGGGCACUCCCAGAUGCGAGUAAAUCGAUUGCGAGGUGUGGAUGAGUCGCUAUAGAGACUGAAAGGCGCGGCAAACUCAUGAUUUUCAACCCUUGUCCUGAUCGGAAGGCCAUUCCCGCGCAAUUCUUCGGUCAGAAGAGAUGGGAAAUAAAAUAGCCACCUUCACAGAUCAACAGCUCAACGACUACCAAGAUUGCACAUUUUUCACAAGGAAGGAAAUCAUGAGAGUACAUAAACGCUUCCGGGACAUUCGUCCAGAUCUCGUGCCGAAACAAAUGACCGAAGGACAAGCAUCUACGGUGAAAAUCCCACGAGAGUACGUUGAAAAACUUCCGGAAUUGAGGGAGAAUCCUUUCAGGAAAAACAUUUGCGAAGCAUUUUCAAGGGAUGGUCAGGGAAAUCUAACAUUUGAGGACUUCCUAGAUCUUCUGUCUGUAUUCAGUGAGCAAGCUCCACGGGAUAUUAAGAUAUUCUACGCUUUUAAAAUCUACGAUUUCGACAAGGAUGGGUUCAUUGGUCAAUCUGACCUAAAGGGUGUCCUCAAAGCUCUAACAAGGAAUGAGCUGACUCCAGAGGAGCAUCAGCAGAUUGCUGAUAAGAUAAUUGAAGAAGCCGAUGUCGAUGGUGACGGGAAAUUGUCUGAAUUGGAAUUUGAGCAUGUUGUUCUGCGAGCUCCGGAUUUUCUUACGACCUUCCACAUUCGCAUUUAAAGCGCCAAGAGGAGUAAUCAAGUGCCAACUGUUCCCAAGCAUAAAGCUUCACUUUGAGAACUGUUUGUGUACUUGAUAAGUGGUUUCUGUUUCUGCUAUUGUUCCCACAGAGUCGAAUUGGAAGUGUUGAUUUUCCCUCGUUUUUGUGGCUCUUUAGCAUAAAGUGCCCCUGUUGAAUUGCACAGAGGCAGAUGUACAAUUUUCUACCCAUUCAAUCACUAUCCCCUCGUGAUUUUUCAAGAGAGAACAUGUAGUUCGGUGUUCAUAAGUUUCCUUUGGACAUGUUUCGAUUCUCUCUCUCACCCUUUCCGCCUCGAAAAUGCGACAGAUAUUUAUUGUGGAAGAUAUGCAAACUGAAUGGAGGUUUGGUUAGAUGACGUCUUAGGAGGAAUUUACCAUAAACCCUCCUAUUUUAUCAGAUUCCUCAAUUUCCUGCCAAAAGAAUCGCCACAAGGCGAAAAGCUAGAGGAAGAGACAACCCCGAUAGGGGACUUGUAAUAACGGAAGAAAAAUGCUUUCCUCCGUGACACAGAACACGCGUCUGGCGUUACAUCUUCCAAUAGUUUUAUUUCAAUAAGAAAACUAUGCACAUUUGUGAGAAAUAUACAACAUUUUCUGUGGAAUUCUAAACAUCGCAUUUGCACAUUUAUCAUUGAGAGGUCAAUUUGAGCAUGAAUCACUGAAUACUCGAGUGCUAUCAAUGACGAGAAAAGUCACCUGUCGAGAUUUCAAUAAUUUAAGAUAAAAAAAAGAAUCUCUGCUCUGCAUUUUCCCAUCGUAAAAGUCCACUAGACGACACGAUGAACAGUUUAAUAGAUCGUUUUUCUUUCAAAAUCGAUAGAAACUGUCUUACAAAGUGUUUGACUUUUUUUUCCCGAUAAGAUAUCAAAAAGUCAUUAAUGCUGUUGGGCUGCCUUAAAGGGAACAUUCUAUGAUGAAAUCACAAGUGAAAAUGAGGUCUUUCUAACUGUUUUUCUCCAUAUCACUGAUCGGAUAUAUAAGAAAUUAUGAAACACACCAAAAGAGCACAAUAAAUAUGUGAAAUUGUUAUGUAGCUUUACUUUAUUCCUUCCUGAAGCCUUUUCAUCAAAUAUAGCGGGGGGAGCGGGGAUCUAUUUAUGAGAGAAAAUACAACGGCAAUUUCCUCGGAUUUAUCGGACAAUUGCGAUCCAUUUGGAUGAAUUUUAUGGAAGAGCCAACAUAUUCCAUGUCAUCCUUUUACUAUCUCUGUUUCCUGAGUCCACAACAUCAUUAUUAACCAUGAUUUUUUAUUUGACUUGAUAAAUAGUCGAUAUUUAUACCCCAUUUAUUGCUCUCAGGACUGCAAAUGGUGACAUUUUUUCCAAGAAGUUGAACUUUUUCCUUUUUGGGGAAUGUUCUGGUGUUUUGGGGAUUUUUUUGUGAUUGAAUAUUGCAGUAAAGCGGAAUAUAACGUCAAAUUUGAUUACUCCACUCUAGAGGUUUAUCUUCAAACAGUGAAAAAGAUGUUCAUGUUUUCCAAAAUGUUGUCACAAAAAUAUGGGAAGUAUUUCUCAACGUAAUUGUGGAAUACACUUUAUAUAACUUAUACAGUGGGACCUCGAUAGAGUCAACUAAUUAUUUUCAAGCCUGUUGACUCUAUUGGAUUUGUUGACUCUAUCGGAGUCCGAAAAAUUCAAAUAGAAUGUUUUGUUUAUUGUUUUCAUUUUUAUUGUUGAUUUUCGGUCCGAAAAAAUGUUUCGUCCUUAAAUGGUGAAAGAAGCAGCUUUUUGUUAUUAACCCUGUAACGGGUAAGACCGCCUCCAGGCGGUCUUCACAAAAAUCACAUUUACAGCGACAAUAAAGAUUUUAUUUAUUUAAAAGUGCUAUAGUGUCCUAGGUAAUAGUCUUAUAAACAUCUCUUGAAAGUUUGAACUCAUUUUGACUCUUCGUUUUGUUGCUAUUCCCAGUUUUGUGUGACAGGUCAGAGAAAAAGCAACAAAAAAUAUUUGUGCAAAAAAACUCAUUUCCAAUUUCCAUAAAAAUACCGAUUUAAAGUUAUCUGAUUAAAAUAAAUCUAUUUUUUACUGAAAGAUAUGUCAUUCUACUUUGUAUAUUUUAUUUAAAAAAUUUGAAAAAACU
Messenger RNA from Phlebotomus papatasi, 2905 nucleotides. RefSeq names its product calcium and integrin-binding family member 2 (gene Cib2). Gene Ontology annotation, molecular function: calcium ion binding. The record is from RefSeq and is a predicted model, not a curated record. NCBI's taxonomy places the organism in Eukaryota, Metazoa, Arthropoda, Insecta, Diptera, Psychodidae. Bases 236 to 805 code for a protein of 189 amino acids. The transcript has 3 exons.